Molecule: messenger RNA, 1499 nt
Organism: Odontomachus brunneus
Lineage: Eukaryota; Metazoa; Arthropoda; Insecta; Hymenoptera; Formicidae
Gene: CSN8
Product: COP9 signalosome complex subunit 8
Exons: 4
Coding region: 121-684 (187 amino acids)
Biological process (GO): COP9 signalosome assembly; protein deneddylation
Cellular component (GO): COP9 signalosome
Source: RefSeq, a predicted model, not a curated record
UCGUAUCGCAUCCGUGCUCAGCUGUCCGCGUUUCGCUUUAUGUUUGUGCUUUCGAUGUCGGCGUAGCUUUGAGGUUUUGCGCUGUCAUUAUUAUCGUCUAAACAAUAAAGCGAAUACAUCAUGGUGCUCAGCGAUCUCGGCCAGUUACUUAAUGAGCUGGAGAAAGCCGAAUUAGAGGCUCCAACUGGAGUUGCGUGUGCACAAACCUAUGCACAAUUGUUGGCGGCGUAUCUCUACCAGAAUGAUCUAUGCAACGCGAAAUACCUCUGGAAGCGAAUUCCCUCGAACGUGAAGGCCGCGAACGAAGAACUCGGACGGAUAUGGCUGGUAGGACAGCGCAUGUGGCAACGCGAUUGGGCAGCGGUACACGUGGCUCUCAAUGCGGAAUGGAGUGAGGACGUCACGGACAUUAUGACAGCUCUUAAAGACAAGGUUCGAGAACGGAUAAUGAAGCUGAUAUCGAAGGCAUACUCCUCGCUGGAUUUGACGGUCUUGGCAUCGAUGACCGGGCUCUCGUUGGACGAGGCGCGACGGACCGCGAUUGACAGGGGUUGGAGCAUCGAUGGCGUUAUGGUGCAGCCGCGCAAGCCUGACGAGGAUGAGUGCAAUCUGUCGAAUGAGGUCUGCCUGACUGAGGACCAGCUGCAGAAGCUCACACAAUUCGUGUCCUUCCUAGAGAAUUGAGGACUCCCCCACAACCGGUCUUGACGGGUAAAAACACGUGUCGAAAAAUCUCACCGUCGUCUUUAACUUGAACUGAUCGCCGAUUGUACAUACGCGCCGCAAGUAACUCUAUUAUAUAAAGGAGGAAGUGCGCGCUAAAAGUAGCAUCAUCCGCACCCCAGUCGUAAAAUAAGUAUAUCCGACGAGAGAGAGAGAGAGAGAGAGAGAGAGAGAGAGUGUGUGUGUGUGUGUGUGUGUGUGUGUGUGUGUGUAUGUGAAAGAGAGAGAGUGAGAGAGUGAGAAACUGCCAAGGGCAGGAGAGAGAGGUAGAUAGAUAGAGAAAGCUGCCCACGCGAUUUGUCCGUUCGAUCGGAAUGAUAAUUCAAUGAAGCUUCUCGCAAGCGUGGAGUCAACAACUAUAUUAAUCGAUAAUCAGCUGUGCGUGUGAACGGGCGGACUGGCAUUUGCAGAACGGGAUCCGCCGUGAGGAACUCUUCCUUUCCUUCCUCGCCCUAACCCCUAUGCGCCAUCUCGUUCUCCUACCCGAUGUGGAUUCCCUGAAAAUACUCGCCGUCGGCAACCGUUCGCAUCGUUGUAAUUAUCAAAGUGGAUCGCCGCAGUUAGAAUCGCGCAGGUAGUCGUUAACGUUCUAUAGUGCGACGACGUGCCUCUCUCCGGCAUGGACACGUGCGCGGCGCGCUAACAAUCUCACGCGUGAUUCGUAUGCUUAAGCUAAUCGACGAAAUACAGGAAGGAAGGAAAAGAAGAAGAAACUGUUCGUUUAAAGCGGGGCGUACUUCGCUCGAUUUUGAUAAAGUGUGUUAUAAUAACUGCAA